Messenger RNA from Saxophila tyrrhenica, 1506 nucleotides. RefSeq lists its product as uncharacterized. The transcript is spliced from 3 exons. Gene Ontology annotation, biological process: mitochondrial respiratory chain complex I assembly. Gene Ontology annotation, molecular function: protein-arginine omega-N symmetric methyltransferase activity. NCBI's taxonomy places the organism in Eukaryota, Fungi, Ascomycota, Dothideomycetes, Mycosphaerellales, Extremaceae. Gene Ontology annotation, cellular component: mitochondrion. The record is from RefSeq and is a predicted model, not a curated record. Bases 1 to 1506 code for a protein of 501 amino acids.
AUGGAGUUCGACGGAGAGCGAAGGAGGCCACAAGUGGUCAACACCGCUGGCAAAACAACUGGCGGAAGCAGUUACAUAGCAUCCUACAUGCGGCAAUGUCUCACUUCUGACCUGGGUGGCUACUACACAUCAUCUGCCCCAUCGGAACAUGAUCAGUUCGGGUCCAAAGGAGAUUUCGUGACAUCGCCAGAGAUCAGUCAAAUCUUCGGCGAGCUCAUCGGUAUCUGGGUUGUGGCAGAAUGGAUCGCUCAAGGCAGGAAGGGCGAUGGGAUCUACCUCAUGGAGCUGGGUCCUGGGCGGGGAACGCUCAUGGACGACAUGCUUCGAACAAUACGCAACUUCCCAGACAUGACAAAGGCUAUCGAGGCAGUCUACAUGGUGGAAGCCAGCCCGAGGCUACGCGCGGCUCAGCACAAGCUCCUAUCUGGCGACAGACCUUUGACAGAGAACGAAUUCGGUCAUGAGAGCACCAGCAGGCACUCCGACGACCUCAAGAUCAUCUGGGCGGAAGACUUGAGACUCGUGCCCAAAGAGGCAAGCAAGACGCCUUUCAUAGUCGCUCACGAGUUCUUCGAUGCCUUGCCGAUUCACGUAUUCCAAGCCAUGCCACAGCCCAAGCAACAGGAUGACGGUUCUUCCACAAUCCAGACGCCGACCGGACCCAUCGAACCUAAGCAGAGGCUGAAGCAGCAGCAAGACCAGAGUCAAUGGCGGGAGCUUCUUGUCUCACCAAAGCCGCCACACCGGUUGAAGGAAGGCGAGCCAGAAUUCGAACUGUCUCUAUCACGAAUGGCCACGCCACAUUCGAUGUACCUGCCUGAGACCUCGCCCCGAUACCAAGCUCUGAAGAAUACAGAUGGAGCAACGAUCGAAGUCAGUCCGGAGAGCCAGUCGUAUGUUCGAGAUCUCGCUAUCAGGCUAGGCGGUUCCAAUCCAACCCCUGCGACAGCACCUCCACCUUCGGCCGCGGCGGGUAGACGAGUGGGGUCAGCAGUAAUGGAAGAGCCAGUCAUAAAAACACAGCCCUCUGGUGCAGCUCUCUUCAUCGACUACGGCCCAGCAUCCACAAUCCCAGCCAACUCUCUCCGAGGUGUCCGAUCGCAUGAACGUGUCUCGCCAUUCGAAUCUCCCGGUGUCGUAGACAUUAGCGCCGACGUCGACUUCAUGGGCCUUGCCGAAUCAGCCAUCAACUCUUCGCCGGGUGUUGAGGUCCAUGGGCCGGUGGAUCAGGCUCGCUUCCUAACCGCAAUGGGCAUUGAGGAGCGCGCAUCGCAGCUGGUAAAGCGUGCUGUGGACAAGGAGCGUGGAGGAUCGACUGGACAGGACAAGGGCGAGCUUACGGAGCUGGUCAAGAGGGUGGAGAGUGGGUGGAAGCGGCUGGUAGACCGGGGCCCUCAGGGCAUGGGUUGCUUGUAUCAGGUGAUGGCUGUUGUGCCUCACAUUCCGCCACAGCCAGGUCAGCAGCCACGGCGACCUGUUGGUUUUGGCGGUGAUGUACCCAUGUAA